AUGAUGGAUGAAAACAGUUUUACAGAUGAAGAGAACCGAGGUGAACGUCGUCUUGCUCAACGAUUUUGGAUUAUAGUCGUAACUGUUGCUAUGAAUUUCUAUAAGUAUACUGUAACGCCUUCAUUGGCUGAACAGUCAUUGCAUAACUCAAUAACUGUUGAAUUUACACGUCAUGCUACACCCAAAGAUUUUGGUAAUUUAAUUUUACGUGCGAAAUUAGAACGUGAUAUUUACUAUCAUGGACAGUGUACAAAACGUUAG
Heterobilharzia americana is the source of this 261-nucleotide messenger RNA. NCBI's taxonomy places the organism in Eukaryota, Metazoa, Platyhelminthes, Trematoda, Strigeidida, Schistosomatidae. The record is from the annotation of a GenBank genome assembly.